This is a messenger RNA of Daldinia childiae, 690 nucleotides long. RefSeq names its product Translocation protein sec66. The record is from RefSeq and is a predicted model, not a curated record. Lineage: Eukaryota; Fungi; Ascomycota; Sordariomycetes; Xylariales; Hypoxylaceae. Gene Ontology annotation, biological process: post-translational protein targeting to membrane, translocation. Bases 1 to 690 code for a protein of 229 amino acids. Gene Ontology annotation, cellular component: Sec62/Sec63 complex. The transcript is spliced from 3 exons.
AUGUUCGAUAUAGAUUGGAUGAGCCUUGCGCUCCCGUUCGCAUAUAUUAGUGUUCUAGGAGGUUCUUUGUAUACAUUCUCAACGGUUUAUCGAAAACGAAAGGCUUUUGAAAAUGCCAACCUCGAGCCAUGGUUCCCGCCGCACUUACAACGAAACAUUUACCUAACUCUGCUUCACAUGGAGCCCGAACCCGGCCAAGAGAAGGCGCCAAAGGUACCCGAUAGUGUUAUCCGGGCCGCGCUAUUACGAAGAGCUGUCGAGGAUAUCCGUCGCAUUAUUCAGGUGCGAACGUCUAAGCAGGCCCUUAACAGCUUGCUGCAGAGGGGUAGCGUCGGCGAGGAUCUGAAUCAAAGAUUCUUAAGAGCUGAGAAGGAAAUCGAAGAGGAACUCCGCGACGUAGUAACAGAGGCGAAUGCUCUCUCUCCCGGCUGGGGCCAGACCAUCUUCCAAUCCGCAAACGAGAUUGCCGCAAAUACCAUGCUCCGCAAGCGACUCGAGGAGAUCGAUAGCCGCGCGGAGACCGACAAGAAGUGGUGGGAGAAGCGCCGCGAGGCCAUCCAGAAGGACUUCAUGAAGGAGCUGGACGAGGAGUCGUCGACCAAAGGUUCUGUCAAAGGUAGUGACGAUGACGCAGUGCUGGUCGACUCGGGUUCCCCCGGUGCAAGCAAGAAGAAGAAGGGCAAGAAAUAA